Molecule: messenger RNA, 489 nt
Organism: Rangifer tarandus platyrhynchus (Svalbard reindeer)
Lineage: Eukaryota; Metazoa; Chordata; Mammalia; Artiodactyla; Cervidae
Source: the annotation of a GenBank genome assembly
AUGUCUAGUGAUUUUGCCGACCAACACAUAGCUGGAAAGUACCGAAACCUGGAUUUGAACUUGGGUCCCCGGAUUUCUCUGCUGCUCAGACAACCAGAGGACGAUGCACGUGACCAGAAAGAAGGGCAACACGGGGACCCGAGCCAUCAUCACCAGCGACAAAAAUCACAACAGGAGCACGAGCUAGGACUUAUUAAUGUUAUAACGAGCUUAUCCUGUGCCAGGAAGUGGUCUGAGUUUGAAAUUCUUUCUCUCUACAGAAUAUUCACCAAAAAAACCUAUGGAAUGGAAGUUGCAGAAAUGAGGUCCAGAGACAUCAACAAGCCUCAGUUCACACGGUUAAAUAAGGAGCAGAGCAGAAAAUCAAACGCGGGGUCUCAGACCUCAAAGUUUAGCCACUGCUCUCCUGUCAGUGCAUUCAGUGUCAGGCAACCGGCUUUGACUGUCAUCAGGUUAAUAGUUAUUAUACCUUUGUUUCUGGGCUUUUAA